Corythoichthys intestinalis (scribbled pipefish) is the source of this 1713-nucleotide messenger RNA. RefSeq names its product sarcoplasmic/endoplasmic reticulum calcium ATPase 2-like. Gene Ontology annotation, molecular function: ATP binding; P-type calcium transporter activity; ATP hydrolysis activity. Gene Ontology annotation, cellular component: membrane. The record is from RefSeq and is a predicted model, not a curated record. The annotation marks the transcript as partial. Gene Ontology annotation, biological process: intracellular calcium ion homeostasis; calcium ion transmembrane transport. NCBI's taxonomy places the organism in Eukaryota, Metazoa, Chordata, Actinopteri, Syngnathiformes, Syngnathidae. The transcript has 10 exons.
CAGGUCAUCAAGCAGCUCAUGAAGAAGGAAUUCACUUUGGAAUUUUCCAGAGACAGGAAGUCUAUGUCCGUAUACUGCACUCCAAAUAAAGCACGGUCCUCUGUUGGCAAGAUGUUUGUAAAGGGUGCCCCAGAGGGAGUUAUUGACAGGUGCACACACAUCCGUGUUGGCAGCAACAAGGUGCCGAUGACCCCUGGCAUCAAGGAGAAGAUCAUGUCUGUGAUCAGAGAGUAUGGGACCGGCAGAGACACUCUGCGCUGCCUGGCUCUGGCGACGCGAGAUAACCCUGUAAACAAAGAGAACCUUGUAUUGGAAGACUCUUCUCGCUUUGUGGAAUAUGAGACUGAUCUGACGUUUGUGGGUUGCGUCGGCAUGCUGGAUCCACCCAGAGCGGAGGUGGCCGCUUCCAUCAGGCUUUGCCGUCUUGCAGGCAUCAGAGUAAUCAUGAUCACCGGAGACAACAAGGGUACAGCAGUAGCCAUCUGCAGACGUAUUGGCAUCUUUGGGGAGGAGGACGAUGUUUCCAGCAUGGCUUUCACUGGCAGAGAGUUUGAUGACCUCUCACCUGCCGCACAGAGAGAUGCUGUGGUCAAGGCUCGUUGCUUCGCUCGCGUUGAGCCAGCACACAAAUCCAAGAUCGUCGAGUAUCUGCAGUCCUACGAUGAGAUCACAGCUAUGACCGGUGACGGAGUGAACGAUGCCCCUGCUCUGAAGAAGGCUGAGAUUGGCAUUGCCAUGGGCUCCGGAACAGCUGUGGCCAAAACUGCGUCGGAGAUGGUGCUGGCUGAUGAUAACUUUUCCACCAUCGUAGCUGCAGUCGAGGAAGGCAGAGCCAUUUAUAACAACAUGAAGCAGUUCAUCAGAUACCUCAUCUCCUCCAAUGUUGGUGAAGUUGUCUGCAUCUUCCUGACUGCAGCUCUGGGUUUCCCAGAGGCACUCAUCCCCGUUCAGCUCCUCUGGGUCAACCUGGUGACUGAUGGGUUGCCCGCCACUGCCUUAGGAUUCAAUCCCCCCGACUUGGACAUCAUGAGCAAACCUCCACGAAAUGCUCGGGAGCCCCUCAUCUCCGGAUGGCUUUUCUUUAGAUACCUUGCCAUUGGAUGUUACGUUGGAGCUGCUACUGUUGGCGCCGCUGCUUGGUGGUUUGUUGCUGCUGAGGAUGGACCAAGGAUCACCUUUUACCAGCUGAGCCAUUUCCUGCAAUGUGGCCCAGAGAACCCCGACUACCAGGGUCUGGACUGUAAGGUUUUUGAGUCCCCUUACCCCAUGACCAUGGCCCUGUCGGUGUUGGUUACUAUAGAGAUGUGCAAUGCCCUCAACAGUGUGUCAGAGAAUCAGUCGCUGCUGCGGAUGCCUCCCUGGGAGAACGUUUGGCUGCUGGGUGCCAUCUGCCUCUCCAUGUCCCUUCACUUCCUCAUCCUCUAUGUGGAGCCACUUCCAAUCAUCUUCCAGAUCACCCCUCUUAACCUCACCCAGUGGCUAAUGGUGCUGAAGAUCUCGCUGCCCGUCAUCCUGCUUGAUGAGCUGCUGAAGUUCGCUGCCAGGAACUACCUGGAGCGCAACAGAGAGCUGGAGAAGCUCCCCAGCUCCAAAGGCUGCUGCCUGUUUGCAUGUAUGGAGGGCAUCUCCUGGCCCUUUGUGGCCAUUUCCCUCCCUCUGGUCCUCUGGAUCUACAGCUCUGACACUAACCUGGCUGACAUGUUCAUGUCCUGA